AUGCUGCUUCGAUGCUUCAAAACGAACCGUAAUGCACUGAGACGAAUUUAUGGAGUGAGAUACAAUGGAACGAAGAGUGUUCUGGAAAGGAUAUCUCAAAUACCGAUGGAGAAAUACAAAGUGUUCUCAAUCGUGGCCCAUAUUGACCAUGGUAAAUCCACGCUUAGCGAUAGGCUGCUUGAAUUGACUAACGUCAUCACGACAGAUACGAAAAAUAGGCAGGUACUGGAUAAAUUGGAGGUGGAAAGGGAGAGAGGCAUCACGAUCAAAGCUCAAACAUGUGCCAUGUUCUAUAAAGAUUAUCUACUGCAGCUUAUUGAUACACCCGGGCAUGUAGAUUUUAGGGGCGAGGUUGCUCGGGCAAUGGCUGCUGUAGAUGGGGCCAUCUUGCUGGUAGACGCAGUAAAGGGUGUCCAAGCGCAGACUGUAGCCAAUUUCCAGAUGGCCAAAGAGAUGGGCGUACCGCUGAUCCCCGUGAUCAAUAAGAUUGACCUAAGAGAUGCUGAGACGGAAAAAGUGCGCUCACAGAUAGUCGAUUCUUUAGGGUUCAAAGAGGAUGAAAUUGUAAUGAUCAGUGCCAAGAGCGGGAUCAAUAUUCCAGAAAAGCUCCUGCCUGCUAUAAUUGAACGGAUCCCGCCUCCACACGGAUCGUACGCAAAGCAUUUUAGAGCGCUACUGAUAGACUCCUGGUACGACUCGUACCUGGGGGUGAUAUUGUUAGUGAAAGUGGUAGAUGGCACGAUCGCGGUAGGCGAUAAGAUCGUCAGCGCACACACUAAAAAGAAAUAUGAUGCCAAAAAAAUCGGAAUCAUGUACCCAAACCAAACACCUACUGGUCAAUUGAAGAGCGGACAGGUUGGCUACAUUGUUCCCGGGAUGAAGAACAUCAAGGAUGCUUUGCUGGGCGAUACCCUAGUCCACGAGAAGUUCGAAAAUGACACGGAGGUGUUACCUGGGUUUGAAGAGUCUAAACCCAUGGUCUUUGUGGGGGCAUUUCCAGCAGACGGUAGUAAUUUCAAGGAUAUGGACGACGAUAUUGGUAGACUGGUUUUAAACGACAGAUCGGUCUCUCUUUCAAGAGAAACUUCAAAUGCAUUCGGGCAAGGUUGGAGAUUAGGGUUUCUAGGAUCUUUGCAUGCAUCUGUAUUCAAAGAAAGAUUGGAGAAGGAAUACGGAUCCAACCUUAUUAUCACACAACCUACUGUGCCUUACAUGAUUAGAUACACCAAUGGAGAGGAAAAAGUGAUUACGAAUCCUUAUUACUUCCCAGAUUCCACCUCCAAGCACAGAACCAAGAUAAAGGCGCUCUUGGAACCCUACGUCAAGGCUAUUAUCACUUUACCUAACGAUUACGUCGGGUCUGUAAUUCAACUUUGUGAUAACAACAGAGGUCAGCAGUUGGAUCUAACGUAUUCCUCCGUCGACGAUCAAGUCGUGCUAACAUAUGACCUACCGUUGUCGCAGCUUGUGGACGAUUUUUUUGGUAAAUUGAAGUCUGUCUCCAGAGGGUACGCAGCUUUGGACUACGAGGACUCUGCUUACAAAGAGUCCGAUAUUGUGAAGCUUGAGCUGUUGGUAAAUGGGAAAUCUUUGGAUGCGCUCUCUCAAGUUGUACACAAGAGUCAAAUGCAACGGAUCGCUAGGGAGUGGGUCAAAAAAUUCAAAGAGUACGUCAAGUCACAACUGUACGAGGUUGUGAUCCAGGCGAAAGUUAACGGCAAAGUUCUCGCGCGUGAAACGAUCAAGGCAAGAAGGAAGGACGUUUUGGCGAAGCUACACGCCUCCGAUGUCUCAAGAAGGAAAAAACUGCUGGCUAAGCAGAAAGAGGGGAAGAAAUCUUUAAAGAGUGUGGGGAACGUUCAGAUAUCGCAGGAUGCGUAUCAGGCAUUUUUGAGAAGAUAG
Huiozyma naganishii CBS 8797 is the source of this 1902-nucleotide messenger RNA. It is a transcript of the gene GUF1, whose product is annotated as GTPase GUF1. NCBI's taxonomy places the organism in Eukaryota, Fungi, Ascomycota, Saccharomycetes, Saccharomycetales, Saccharomycetaceae. Gene Ontology annotation, molecular function: mitochondrial ribosome binding; GTP binding; GTPase activity. The transcript has a single exon. Gene Ontology annotation, biological process: positive regulation of translation. The coding region runs from base 1 to 1902 and encodes 633 amino acids. The record is from RefSeq and is a predicted model, not a curated record. Gene Ontology annotation, cellular component: mitochondrion.